Messenger RNA from Sphenostylis stenocarpa, 2250 nucleotides. NCBI's taxonomy places the organism in Eukaryota, Viridiplantae, Streptophyta, Magnoliopsida, Fabales, Fabaceae. The record is from the annotation of a GenBank genome assembly.
AUGGGUUCACUGGAGCACUCAUUGUCAAGUUUGACUUUGAAUGGCUCACUUAGAGCUAAUGGAGAAAGCUUUGGAGAUGACACAAGAGGGAAGGAUGGUUGGAUUACUUCAAGCAUUGGUCCUGGUGGGGGUUCUGGUGGAACUGUUCUUUUGUUUGUUCAGACUUUGGUACUUGGUGACUCUUCUAUAAUCUCAAGUGCUGGAGGACAGGGUGGUCCUAGCGGUGGUGGGGGUGGAGGUGGUGGAAGGGUUCACUUUCAUUGGUCUAAUAUUCUAGUUGGAGAUGAAUAUGUCCCUCUAGCAAGUGUUAAGGGAAGCAUUAUUACUGGAGGAGGAUUUGGUGGAGGUCAGGGUCUUCCUGGAAAAAAUGGAUCUAUCAGUGGAAUUGCUUGUCCCAGAGGGCUUUAUGGUAUUUUUUGUGAGGAAUGCCCUGUUGGUACAUAUAAAAAUGUCAGUGGGUCUGAUAGAGCUCUUUGUCAUGAUUGCCCUCCUCAUGAGCUUCCAUAUCGUGCCAUUUAUAUACCUAUUCGAGGUGGUGUAGCAGAGACUCCCUGUCCAUACAAAUGCUUAUCUGAUAGAUAUCACAUGCCAAACUGUUAUACAGCUUUUGAAGAGUUGGUAUACACUUUUGGUGGGCCAUGGCUUUUUGGUCUUCUACUGUUGGGUCUUCUUAUCCUUCUUGCUAUAGUUCUCAGUGUCGCAAGAAUGAAAUAUGUAGCCGGGGAUGAUUUACCAGCUGUUACACCUGCUCGAAAUGACACUCGAUUGAACCACUCUUUUCCUUUUCUGGAAUCACUGAAUGAGAUUAUGGAAACAAACAGAAGUGAGGAAUCUCAGAGUCAUGUGCACCGGUUGUAUUUCCAGGGUCCAAAUACAUUCAGUGAACCUUGGCAUCUACCACAUUGUCCUCCAGAGCAAGUUAAAGAUAUUGUAUAUGAAGAUGCCUUCAAUAGAUUUGUGGAUGACAUUAAUAGUUUAGCUACUUAUCACUGGUGGGAAGGGUCUAUUUAUAGUAUUCUUUGUGUCAUUGCGUAUCCCCUUGGUUGGUCAUGGCUUCAAAGGUGUCGGAGAAAGAAAUUACAGAAACUUCGAGAAUUUGUUCGAUCAGAGUAUGAUCAUGCAUGCUUGCGUUCUUGCCGUUCACGAGCACUGUAUGAAGGGCUGAAGGUAGCUGCAACAUCUGAUCUGAUGCUGGCAUAUCUGGAUUUCUUUCUCGGUGGGGAUGAGAAAAGACCUGAUCUGCCUCCUCGUCUUUAUCAAAGAUUUCCCAUGUCUAUACUUUUUGGAGGGGAUGGAAGUUACACGAGUCCUUUCUCUCUUCUUAGUGAUAAUAUUCUUACUAGCAUCAUGAGUCAGUCUGUUCCACCAACUAUAUGGUAUCGAUUAGUAGCUGGUCUUAAUGCUCAAUUACGCUUGGUUCGCCGUGGACAUCUAAAAAUAACUUUUGGCCCUGUCAUCAGUUGGCUUGAUAGUUAUGCUAACCCUAAGUUGGCUACAUAUGGGGUACGUGUUGAUCUUGCAUGGUUUCAGCCUACAGCAUCUGGAUAUUGCCAAUUUGGAAUUCUCGUACAUGCUACCGAGAAUGAAAGCCUUUUACUUUCAAGUCCUAGAAACCCCAUGCAUCGCAUGACAAGCAAUGAACACCUGAUUAUGCCUAGAAGGAUGUCCGGUGGGAUAUUGCAUGCCAAAAGCCUGAGAACACUUAAAGAGAAGAAAACUAUGUACUAUCCGUUUGCUUUUAUUAUUUAUAAUACAAAGCCCAUCGGUCAUCAGGAUCUAGUUGGUCUGGUUAUCUCUAUACUACUACUGGGAGAUUUUAUCCUAGUAUUGCUCACCUUACUUCAGAUGUACUCAUUGUCGCUGUUGAGCUUCUUCUUAGUUUUAUUUGUCCUUCCUCUCGGUGUUCUAUUUCCUUUUCCAUCUGGAAUCAGUGCUUUGUUUAGUCAGGGGCCUAAGCGGUCUGCUGGGCUUGCUCGGCUGUAUGCUUUGUGGAAUCUGAUGUCCCUAGUCAAUGUUGUGGUAGCUUUCUUUUGUGGAUUUAUACAUUAUACAAUUCAUUCACAUAACAAGCUUUCCACCUUUCAAUCCUGGAGUUUUAGUAUGGAUGAAAGUGAAUGGUGGAUACUUCCUUCUGGUCUGGCCCUCUGUAAAAUUAUUCAAGCGCGUCUGGUUGAUUGUCAUGUAGCUAACCAGGAAAUACAAGAUCCCUCAUUGUAUAGCAGUGACACUAACGUAUUCUGGAAUUCUUGA